GUUCAAAGCGAGAAAUUUAAUUGGUUCGUUUCACUAACGGAACCCAUUUCCACCUUUUCCACUCACCCCGUUGCUAUGACACCGUACCAGACGCUUGUUUUCUAACAAGAUGCCCACCACCAUUAAAAUAUCUGCUGAUGACAUCACAACUGCUACAACCAACACCAACACCAGUGCCACCCCCCACAACAACAACAACAACAGCAACUCUACAGAACUGCCACCUUCUCUCAGCCAAUCCAAUUCUGAUGCUAACAACAUAGUUUCUACAAAACCAGGAGCAGGAAUUGCUGAAGAUUCUGUUUUUGAAACAGAAAAUGAUGAAACCACCAAUCAGAGUGAAUUUGCUGGAGAUUGCUCCAAGACAUUGGAAUCUACUGAAGAUUGUCCAGAGAUGGUGGGAACCAUUGGGGAUUGUCCAAAGACAGUGGAAACUGUUGGGGAUUGUCCAAAAAUAUUGGAAGAUGUUUCAAAGACAGGAGAAGGUUUUGGAGAUUGUCCAGAAAUAGUGGAAGCUGUUGGAGAUUGUUCCAAGACAAUAGAAAAAGCUAAAGAUUGUUUGAACUUGGUUGUAUCUGCUGGAGAUUGUUCAAACACAGUGGAAUCCAUGGCAAAUUCUCUAGACACAAUAGAAUCUGUUGGAAAUUGUUCAAAGACAAUUGAACCUGUUGGGGAUUGUCCAAAGAUAUUGGAAGAUGUUGUAGAUUGUCCAGAGACAAUGGAAUCUGUUGGAGAUUGUUCCAAGACAUUGGAAGAUGCUAAAGAUUGUUCAAACUCAGUUAUAUCUGCUGAGGAUGUUUCAAUAACAAUGGAAUCUAUUGGAGAAUCUCUGAAGACAGUUGAAUCUACUGGAGUUUGUUCAAAGACUGUGGAAGCUGUUGGAGAUUGUACAAAAAUAUUGGAAGCUGUUGGAAGUUGUCCAGAGAUACUGGAAUCUACUGGAGUUUGUUCAGAGACAGUGGAAUCUGUUGAAGAUUGUCCAAAGACAUUGGACGAUGUUAAAGUUUUUUCAAAUGUAGACAUAUCUGCUGCAGACAUUUCAAAGACAGAGGAAUCUACUGGAGAAUUUUUGAAGAAAGUGGAAUCUACUGAAGAUUGUUCCAACACAGUGGAAUUUGUGGAUGAUUGUCCAAAGACAGUGGAAUCUGUUGAAGAUGGUUCAAAGACACUGGAAGUUGUUGAACAUAUUCCAAAUAAAGUGGAAGCUGUUGAAGAUAUUUCAAAGACAGGAGAAAAUCUUGGAGAUGUUUCAAAAACUGUGGAAGAUGCUGGAGAUAUUUCAAAGACAGCAGAAACUGUUGAAGAUUCUUCAAAACUAGUAGAAUCUGCUGAAGAUGUUCCAAAAAUAGUAGAAGAUGCUGGAGAUAGUUCAAAGACAUUGGAAUCUGAGACAGUGACUACAAAUGGUUUGGAUGGAAAACAGAAAGACAGUGCAAAAGACAAUGUUUCUGAUGGAGAAUGUAAGAAAGAAAAGAAAGAAGAACCAUCACAUGAGAAAUCUGCUUUUGAAAAGGUGGAUGAUCGCUGGCCAAGACUGACCAAGAAAUUCCUCCGCCAACACUGCAAGGAGCACAAACUGUACCAAACACCUGAGCUUAACGAUGUUCUUUACUUACACUUUAAAGGUAUUUAUAAAAUCGAGAAUCUUGAAGAAUAUGUUGGCCUGAAGUGUCUUUGGUUAGAAAAUAAUGGACUCAAUAAGAUCGAGAACCUUGAGCAUCAGGUCGAAAUGAAGUGCCUCUAUCUACAGCAGAAUCUCAUCUACAAGAUUGAAAACUUGGAAUCGAUGCAGAAAUUAUCCAAUUUAAAUCUUUGCCACAACAUGAUUGAAACUGUUGAGAAUUUGUCCUGCUUACCUCAACUGAGUACCCUCCAAAUAACCCACAACAAACUAUCCACUAUGGAAUCUGUAAUCCACCUCAAAGACUGCCUGUCUAUUUCAGUGCUGGAUCUUUCCCAUAACAGACUUGAACAACCAGAAAUUGUCGAAGAAGUCUUUGCCAAAAUGCCUUCCUUGGGAGUUUUGUAUUUGAUUGGUAAUCCUGUUAUCAGAAACAUCAAGAAUUACAGGAAACAUGUUACCGUGGCAAUUAAAAGCCUGAAGUAUUUGGAUGAUCGACCAGUUUUCCCCCGAGAUCGUGCCUGUUCUGAAGCAUGGGCCAGAGGUGGAAUAGAAGCUGAGAAGAUAGAACGACAGAUUUGGAUUGAUAAAGAAAACAAACGAAUUCAAGACAGUGUGGAUGCUCUGUUGAAGAUUCGGCAAAAGAGUGAGGCCAAAAAGAUUCAGAAGAAAUUGGAUGAGAAAUGGCUGGAACGAGGAGAUGCAGAAAGAAACCAAAGAGAAGUUGUUAUCGAGGAAAGUAUUGACUGGUUGUAUGGGACAUACAAGACUAAAUGGAUUGAUGUGGAGAAAGGAGGGAACGGAGAUGAAGAGAAAAUAGAGGGGGAAGAAGGACUUGCAAGAAAUACAACGAAGCUGAAGGAAGAAGAGGGAAUAUGUGUAGAAGAGAAAACAGACAGCGUUGCAGAAGAACAGACGGAUGAAAGUGUUACGGAGGAGAAAAAUAUGGAAGAAGAACAAGAUGAAAAUGUGGAAGAGAAGAGUGCGAAGACGACAUCAUUCAAGGAGGAGGAGGAGGAGGUGAAGGAAGAAGAAGCAACGGAAGUAAUUGAUCUGAGAGGAUCUUUGAUGAAGACGGCAUCAGCAACGGCAACAGCAGACACAUCAACUAUUUUCAGUUCCACGGUUUGUGAUCAAGUGACACCCUCCACGGAGAAAAGCCAUUCUAUUUUGAGAAUUACCGAAAUUAAUGGUGAAGACAGCUCAUCAGACAGUGAAUGUAAUGAAGGUGCAGAGGACAUCCCUGUUCUUGAAGACAUUGACACUGAUAUGGCUUCUCUGGAGAAAAAUGGGAGUUUAUCAAAUAAGGUGGAGGAAAUAUAUAAACCAAUAAAGAUAUGUUUGGUUGAAGAAAUGGCGCCAUUGAAAGAUAUUACUGCUACUACUACUACAACUACGACUAUUAAUACCAGUUCUACUACUAGUACUACUACUACUGCUGCUGCUGCUGGCAUGUUUAGUAAUAACAAUAGCAGUGAUGGUGGCAGGGCGUUGGUGGAAGAGAUUAAUGAGGGAGUAGAUGAGAGCAGCAGGGUUAACGGUCAGUCGAGGUGUAACCCUUACAGAGUAUUGAUCCAAGAUAUUACUGGUAUUGGCAAAAGUCAAAGUAAUGAGGUCAUUGAGAUCAAUCAGAUUACUGAUCUGGAUGAAGUAAAUGAAAUUGAUGAGAUCAAUGAAAUCAGUGAGGUCGUUACAGGUGAUGGUCAUUUAAACGAAGGCAUCAGUGGUGCUGGUCACAGCGAAAUGGAUGGAGUAGCUGGACACUACAAUUGUCGUAGUAGUAGUAGCAGCAGCAGUAGCUGUAGCAGCAGCAGUAGUAGCAGCGGUAGUAGUAGUAGUGGUCGAUGCAGUCCUCUUACUUUAGACAUUAUCGAUGCUGAGGACGUAGACAAUAACGAUGAUAUCACCGGUCAGUGUAAAGGUCAGUGUUUGGAACCUGCCAUGGACAAUCUUGGUUGCAGUGACCCUUGUGAUGUGGCAGCUACAUCUGGGGGUUUAAAAGAUGAAAAAGGGAUUAUGGGGAAACCAGAUGCAGAGGACAGUGUCUGUGGAAAACAUAGGCAGCAUUGCUUUGGUAAGACAGAAUUUGCCAGUUCUUGCAGCGUACGUGAAACGAAAUCGGCCACCAUUCUGAGUAUGAGCUGUGAGGAGAUGCAUGGUGGUCAAUGUUCUCAUAGUGGACGAAAGAGUGAGAAGAGUUUAAACCUGAGUUCCGAUGGCACUGAACUAACAGAACGAUGGGUUUACCCUGCUGCUACUUUCUACUCAAAGAAUCUCCAGAAACAACCGGAAGAUUCUUUAAGUAACACACAGGAUGAGAAGGACAAAUCAAUUAGAGAAAACGAAGAAUGCUGUGGUGAUUCUAAAGAAGAAAAUUUGGUUUGAAAAUCGUGGAACCAGAUGAGAAGAAAGGAGAAGAACAAGAACAACAACAAUAAAAGUAUCUGUUUGUCUGUCCUGUAGCUACACACACACACACACACACACACACACAUGCACACACACACAUACACACAUACACACGUACACAGUUUGAGUAGUGUCUCUGUCUGUUUGUCUGUCUGUCUCACUCACUCUCUCUCUCUCUCUCUCUCUCUCUAUAUAUAUAUAUAUAUAUAUAAUACACACAUAUGCAUACAAAUAUAUCAUAUAUUCAUAUAUGUAUGUGUGUGUAUAUAUGUGUAUAUAUAAAUAUAAAUAUAUAUAUAUACAUAUAUAUAUACAUACAUAUAUAUGUACAUACAUACACAUGUGUGUGUGUGUAUGUGUAUGUAUAUGUAUGAUUUUAUUACAUACACAUCACUAAUCAAUCAUACAGAGUUCCCUAUUUUCGUUCACAUGAUUUCAUUUACAGAAAAAAUAUCUUAAAAACGUGUCUGGGUCCUCAGUCCAAAGCAUUCACAAAUAAAGUUGGUUGUGUAUUUGUUUAACUGAAAAAGGAAGCAAAUAAUGACGAACAGACAGACAUGUUUCACAGAACUAUUAAAGCAUGAAAAGGGUUAAUAUUUUCUUCCAGAACAUUCCAACAAUAAAAGAUAUGAAGGAAAGAUAUGGAAAUUGGUUAAAAUUGUGGAGAAAUAUUGUAAAAACAAAGAAUAAAUACAAAGCUGAUGAGUUACAAGUGUGUCCGUGAGGUUGAGGUACAAGCUUAGAUUAGUGACAAGAAAGUCCUCAUUUCAAAUCUUACCAAAGUCAUCGUUAUUGUGUCUUUGAGUAAUGGAGGCAACACAUUACUCUUCUUGGAGCUUCUGCUUCAUGCUCUCUUUGUGUUGCUAAGAAUAAUAGUUAAAUUCCCUUCAAACCACACCUAUUUUUGAAGAGGAAGGACACAGAUAAUAUAAUGUUAUGGUAUAUGUUUAGAAUAAUGUAAUAGGAUAGACAUAUUUGAUGCUGGGUCUGUUGGGUCAGGGCUGACUUGGGGCUAAAUACCUGUCCCAUGGUAACCACACCGCUCCUCCGACCAAAGGUAACUCAUGAAGAUACCACUUUUGCCAUUUGCCUAUCUUCUCCAACUCCACACCUAUGGCUGUGCAAAAUAAUGGAAGGUUUUUUUGCUACACACACACACACACAAGCACACACACACACACACACACACACACACACACACAUGCACGUACGUACAUGUGUGUAAAGUAGUAGCAGCAGUGGGACUAUUGUGAAAUUGAUGACUGUUUCUAGAGUGAACCAGUCAAUAAUUGAACUUGUGCUUGGUAGAGCAUCAAAACAAAAUGCCUUGUGGUAAUUAGUUACAACCCUUUACAUUCUGAAGUUGAUUUUGCCCUUCAUCCUCCCGGGGCCACUAAAACUGAAUACCAGUCAUGGAGGGGGGGACUUCUCCUCCUUGCAAAAGAAUCCUUUAUGGCCUUGUUGUCUAUCUUAUUAUUACAGUUUGAUAUUGUUAGUUAUUUGUACCAAUAAUUUCAUUAAUUAUAAAACACAAAAUAAUUAAAACUAUUUUCUAUUUCAA
Messenger RNA from Octopus bimaculoides (California two-spot octopus), 5591 nucleotides. RefSeq lists its product as uncharacterized. The record is from RefSeq and is a predicted model, not a curated record. NCBI's taxonomy places the organism in Eukaryota, Metazoa, Mollusca, Cephalopoda, Octopoda, Octopodidae. Gene Ontology annotation, cellular component: axoneme. Gene Ontology annotation, biological process: axoneme assembly. Gene Ontology annotation, molecular function: dynein complex binding; protein binding.